AUAUUGAUAUACAUUUUAAUACUUGUGUCAAUAGAAGUGCAGAGUGCAUUAUAGUUAUCAUUUCUAAUUCUAGUGUUUAUUUCUUAAGAGUGCCGUGAGCAAAAUUAAAUUCAGUUAUCACGCAUUUACUUCAAAGUAUUGUAAGAUAGAUAAUUAUCAGUUGGUUAUUUGUGCUGUGGUGUUACCUAUAAGUUGAAAAAAACUAUUUUAAUCUUUGUCAAGAAGUAUUGGUGUAUUAUUAAUACUAACAAAAUAAUUAUGGACAAUGGAUUAAUAAUCUUUAUGUUAUAAAUUAGAAAUAAAUUCCAUUUUUUUUUUCUACAAUUCUAGAUAUUAUAAUUGUCAGUUAUUAUUCUAUAAAAUUAGUCGCGGUUUAAAGAAAUUGUAUUGUAUUAAAAUAUCAAUUUCUCAGUUAGAAGGCAAAUUGUUAGAUUAGAUUUGAGAAAAUUACUAGUCAUGGCAAGACGUAAACAAUCAGAUAAAACGCCUCUCAUUAAUAAAAAUUCCUCAUCUAAUAAUUCAUUGUGGGAUGCUGAUGAUGAUGCAGAGUUCGAGAGAACUGAUGACAUGGUACAAGUACCACGAUUUAUACCAACCACAAAUGAACCUUCUGCAGAAACGGUGAAGAUUAAAAUUGAAGGAAUGACAUGUCAGAGUUGUGUUAAUAGUAUUCAAGAUACUAUAAAGAAACGGAAAGGUGUGAUAAAUAUACGAGUUGUGCUGGAAGAAAAUGCGGGGUAUAUAAAUUACAAUAGUGAAGAAACAUCUGCAAAUGAAUUGGUAGAAGCUAUAAAUGACAUGGGUUUUGAAGCAAGUUUUUUUGAUUCUGAAAAUCGAGAAGAUGAUGUUGAAGAAUCAGUUGUUAGAUUAAGUACUUGUAGUAUUCAUAUUGAUGGAAUGACUUGCCAAUCUUGUGUUAAAAAUAUUACAGAUGUAAUAUCAGGAAAACCAGGAAUCAUAGAAAUAAAUGUCUCUCUAAAUAAUAAAGAAGCAAAAGUAUCAUACCGCAGUACUGAUGUUAAGCCAAAUGAAAUCGCCGCCUACAUAGAAGAUAUGGGAUUCGACGCAUUUGUUAAGGAGGUCAAUGGUCAUGCUGUCACAUCAGAAACCAAACCAGUAGAGAAAGAAGAAAAGAGUAUUUCAUUACCGCUAACCAAUGGUACUGUUGGAGAUUAUAAAAAGUCUGAAAAUCUGGCCAAAUGCUUUCUACAUAUAAAAGGUAUGACGUGUGCAUCAUGCGUUGCAGCUAUAGAAAAACAUUGUAAAAAAUUAUAUGGAGUAAGAAGUAUUUUAGUAGCAUUAAUGGCUGGGAAAGCAGAAGUCACUUAUGCAUCUGAUAAAAUUCGGCCAGUAGAUAUAGCUUCUAGUAUAACGGAUUUAGGUUUUCCUACUUCAAUAGUUGAUGAACCAGGAACCGGUAUUUCUGAAGUAGAAAUACAAAUAUCAGGCAUGACAUGUGCAUCAUGUGUGAACAAAAUUGAAUCAACUGUUAGUAAAUUACCCGGUGUUCAUUCUGCAGCAGUAGCUUUAGCAACGCAACGAGGAAAAUUUAAAUUCGAUGCGUCUGAAACGGGUGUUAGAGAUAUUAUUGAGAGAAUCAAUAAACUUGGUUUCACUGCAAGUUUAUUUAAUAAUGGUGAUAAGGAGGGUCGUGAUUAUCUUAAUCACAGGGAAGAAAUUAAGAAAUGGAAAACUUCAUUUGUGAUAUCAUUAAUUUUUGGACUACCAAGUAUGAUAAUAAUGACAUACUUUAUGUUAGAAAUGUCAAUAGGACACAAGAGUCAUGAAGAUAUGUGUUGUGUAAUCCCAGGAGUGUCAUGGGAAAACUUAUUGCUAUUUGUAUUCUCCACCCCAGUUCAAUUUUUUGGUGGAUGGAAUUUUUAUGUUCAAGCGUAUAAAGCUUUAAAACAUGGUACAACUAACAUGGAUGUUCUCAUAUCAAUGACAACAACGAUCUCAUAUAUUUAUUCGUUAUGUGUCUUGAUCGCAGCAAUUGCAAUGCAGGAACACACUAGCCCUCAAACCUUUUUUGAUACUCCACCAAUGUUACUCGUUUUCAUUAGUUUAGGUCGAUGGUUAGAACAUGUAGCUAAAGGAAAGACAUCAGAAGCUCUCUCUAAACUUUUGUCACUAAAAGCUACAGAUGCUGUUUUAGUGACUCUUGGAGCUAAUAAUGAAAUUUUAUCAGAAAGACUAAUAAGCAUCGAUUUAGUGCAAAGAGGAGACGUACUUAAAGUCGUCCAAGGCUCUAAAGUUCCAGUUGAUGGUCGAGUAUUAACAGGACAGUCUGCUUGUGAUGAAAGUUUAAUAACUGGAGAAAGCAUGCCUGUGCCAAAGAAACCAGGAUCAAUCGUAAUUGGUGGAUCUAUUAAUCAAAAUGGUCCUUUGUUAAUUAUAGCAACACAUACUGGAGAACAUACAACUCUUGCUCAAAUAGUUCGUUUAGUAGAAGAAGCACAAACAAGUAAAGCACCGAUCCAGCAGUUGGCUGAUAAAGUUGCUGGAUACUUCAUUCCUUUGGUUAUAGCUGUUUCUGUAGUCACUUUAAUUGUCUGGACGAUAGUUGGAUAUGUAAAUACUGAAAAUUUGCCCAUGGAAACGUCAGUGAAUAAUUCAACUCAUGGGUAUCAAAGAAAUAGAGAAGAAAUAAUUUUCCAAUAUGCAUUUAGAUGUGCUCUUUCAGUACUUGCUAUUGCUUGUCCGUGUGCCUUAGGACUUGCUACACCCACGGCUGUAAUGGUUGGUACGGGUGUAGGAGCACUUAAUGGAAUUUUAAUUAAAGGAGCGGAAUCUUUAGAGAAUGCUCAUAAAGUUAAAUGCAUUGUAUUUGACAAAACAGGUACCUUGACUCAUGGAACUCCUGUGGUUUGUAGAGUUGGAUUGUUUGUUAAUGAAAAAGUGUUUUCCAUUGCUAAGCUCUUGGCUAUUGUUGGUACUGCCGAGGUAAAUAGCGAACAUCCUAUAGCAUCAGCGAUUGUGCGUUUUGUAAAAGAAACUCUUGGUACAGAAGUAAAUGGCCAAUGUACAAAUUUCCAAGCAGUAGCAGGCUGUGGUUUAAGAUGUCGAGUUAUGCAUUUAGAGACCAUGAUGACACAUGCAAGCAAAUCUGAAGCGAUACUUAAUUAUAAAAAUCAAGUACGACAAGAGUCUUCCGGUCUUUUUAGUUUAAACCAAGUUCCAGUUGAUUUAAUUCCCCUUCCAACUGUAAAUCAUGACAAGCAAAGUCUUCAAUUUCAAUUAUUAUUAGAUCCUAAUAUGACCAAUGAACAAAGUAAUUCUCAAGAUUAUUAUGAGGUUUGCAUUGGAAAUAGAGAAUGGAUGAAGAGAAAUGGAAUUAUUAUACCUCAAAAUAUUGAUACACAAAUGAUGGAGCAAGAGAGUUUAGGAAGUACAGUUAUUUUAAUAGGAAUAAAUGGUACUUUAGUUGCAACAAUAAAUGUUGCUGAUACAGUGAAACCAGAAGCACACUUAGCUGUUUAUACUUUAAAGAAAAUGGGCUUAGAAGUGAUUUUAUUAACAGGAGAUAAUCGAAAAACUGCUGCAUCAGUUGCUAAACAGAUUGGUAUCACGAAAGUAUUUGCAGAAGUUUUACCUUCUCAUAAAGUGGCAAAAAUAAGAAGACUUCAAGAACAAGGAUUGAGAGUUGCUAUGGUCGGUGAUGGAGUUAAUGAUAGUCCAGCACUUGCUCAAGCUGACGUUGGUAUAGCCAUCGCAUCGGGAACUGAUGUUGCUGUAGAAGCUGCAGAUGUUGUUUUAAUGAAGAAUGAUCUGUUAGAUGUUGUGGGUUGUUUACAUCUGUCGAGAAAAACUGUAUUAAGAAUAAGACUAAAUUUCUUAUUUGCUAGUAUAUAUAAUUUAUUAGGCAUUCCAAUAGCCGCCGGGCUCUUCAGUCCUUUUGGUUUCUUCCUAGAGCCGUGGAUGGCUUCUGCUGCAAUGGCAUUAAGUUCUGUUUCUGUUGUUGCCAGUUCACUUAUGCUCAAAUUAUAUAAAAAACCAACGAAAUUAUCUUUAGAAACUCCAGAGUAUUUAGCAAGUUUAAAAAAUCAUUCAAUGUCAUUGGAUAAUGUGAUAACAUUGAAUGAUGUAGGAAGAGAAGAUUCUUCAGUAGGAGCUAUACGUUCAUCUUCAACAUUAUCCAGAUUAUUUGGAACAACAAAAGAAGAAGCUGAAGGUCUUCUUGGUAAUGAAGAUAAUGUCGGAUAUACAGUAAUGAAUUUUUCCCAACAAAAAUCAACCAAUGAUAGCAACCGAGACUUUAUUUCAGACGCAAUUUAAUUUUUUGUAUUUUUUAUUUACAUUUUUUUUUUUUUUUCAAUGUAAUAUGUGAAAUAUAACAUUGAAAGUUACCAGUAAUUAAUAUUAAUCAAUCAUUGACACAACAUAAUUCAAUAGCUUUUUGAGAUUAAUCAAUUUCAGAGUUUGAUCCUUAAACUAUAAUCAGAAACUUUUUGUACUUAACAUUUACAUAUUCAUAUUACAAAAAUAAUCAAGACUUUGUAAUUAUUAUAAUUGGAGUUGAAAAAGCUAAGUGACAAUAGUUUUUCAAGUAAACAGAUACAUUAUUUGUAUG
Messenger RNA from Chelonus insularis, 4570 nucleotides. It is a transcript of the gene ATP7, whose product is annotated as copper-transporting ATPase 1. Gene Ontology annotation, cellular component: plasma membrane; trans-Golgi network. Gene Ontology annotation, molecular function: copper ion binding; P-type divalent copper transporter activity; ATP binding. The record is from RefSeq and is a predicted model, not a curated record. The transcript has 11 exons. Bases 457 to 4275 code for a protein of 1272 amino acids. Lineage: Eukaryota; Metazoa; Arthropoda; Insecta; Hymenoptera; Braconidae. Gene Ontology annotation, biological process: copper ion import; intracellular copper ion homeostasis; copper ion export.